This is a messenger RNA of Akanthomyces muscarius, 2112 nucleotides long. RefSeq lists its product as uncharacterized. The transcript has 5 exons. Lineage: Eukaryota; Fungi; Ascomycota; Sordariomycetes; Hypocreales; Cordycipitaceae. The record is from RefSeq and is a predicted model, not a curated record. Gene Ontology annotation, molecular function: metalloendopeptidase activity. Gene Ontology annotation, biological process: peptide metabolic process; proteolysis. The coding region runs from base 1 to 2112 and encodes 703 amino acids.
AUGAGUACCAGGCACCCGCCUCAGCCGGCUCCCAAGUGGCCCGCUGCGAAGGACAUACUCCCGACUAUGCGACGCAUCCUGAAAGAGCAUCGGAAAGUCAGAGACAAAAUAUGCGCUGAAAUUAAGCCGUCGAAUGCUUGUUUCGACAACGCUAUUUCUCCACUGCUGGAAGUCGAGAGCCAAACGUCUGGCGAGUACUCGAUGAUCGCGUUGAUGAGCGAGGUAGCCGCGGACGCCGAGUCGCGCGAAGCCUCCGAAGCGGCCCUGAAACUAGCCGCCGAGGAAGAAGCCACGAACUAUUCUCGAACAGAUUGGCUCGCCAUCGUUGAUGCUGUCAGGAACAAGAAUGAGACUCUCACGCCGGAAGCACAGUGCUACGUGGACAGGCUAUGGCAGAGAAGCAGGCAAGCUGGCCAUGGUAUUCCGGACGAGCAUGCUGCGAAGCAGUAUGUUUCAUCACAGUCCAGCAUCAAGCGAAUGCGUCAACGAUAUAUACGCAACAUCACAGACAGCGAGGAUGGAAUCUGGAUUCCUGCCAAGGAUCUAAGCGGCGUGCCCAAGACUCUCGUGGACCGCAUCGUCACGAAGAGGUCACCCGACAAGAAAAGUGUCCUUGUCCCCUUUCGAGAACCGGAAGCCAAGCUCUACCUGCAGUACGUCCGGAAUCCAUCGGCAAGAAAGGUCUAUCAUGUCGCGAUGAGCCGGCAAUACAAGGAUAACGUGGAUCUCUUCCGGGACGUCAUCGCCGCGCGCCAUCGAAGCGCCAGCAUGCUCGGCUACAAGAACCACGCGGAAUUUAUGCUCGAGUCACGCAUGCUUAGUUCAACGAACAAAAUACAUAAAUUCUUGGAUGAGGUCGAAGAUGCGCUGCGAGAAAGGGGCAGAGCAGAGAUGGGUGCUCUAAUUGUACUGAAGGAAGGGCAUUUACGCAGCACCCCGUACCCGGACGACGACCACAACAAGAUGCCAUUGUGGGACUAUGAGUAUUACGCUCGCUUGAAAAGGGAAAGUCUCAAGAUUUGUGAAAGCCAGUAUUCAGAAUACUUCCCCUUGGAACUGGUCGUCGCAGGCCUCCUGCGGACUGUGACGGAGUGUUUGGGUCUGCGUUUCGCGCCACUAACAGCUGAAGAGAUGGUCGGCUCCAUAUGGCAUGAGGAUUUCAUGGGCUGGGCAGUGUGGGAAGAUGAUGUCACGAUCAAGAAUGAAGAGAUGUUUGUUGGAUAUCUGUACAUGGACCUGCUUUCGCGCGAGAACAAGGCCAGAGGCUCGCAGAGUCACAGCCUCCAGAGUUCAGUCGCCGGAAAAGAAGGCAUUACAGUAUACCCUAGCUCACUGAUCAGGUGCAGCUUUCCUCGGCAGCCGGAAGGUGGCUCAACUCUGCUGACACAAGACAAUAUUGUGGCGCUUUUUCAUGAAUGCGGCCAUGCUUUGCACAAUCUGCUGUCCCGUGAUAAAUACAGUCGCUUCCACGGCGGGAGCCGCGCCCCACGACAAAGUAGCAAAGUGCCCGGCUUCCUUUUUGAGAACUGGUGCUGGAUGAAAAAGACACUCCGAGACAUGAACAGACACUACGCAUAUGUAAAGCCGUAUUGUCUGGAAAGAUGGCUGGAAGAGCACCCAGGUCGCGCCGCACCACCCGUGAGACUGUCGGACGAUGACCUGGAGCGCCUCAUCAGUAGCCGCAAGGAGGGCAAGAUAUAUUGGUAUCUUUCUCAGCUGGCCCUGUCCCGCUUCGACAUGGCGGUGCAUGGCUGUCGCAGCCUAGACGACUCCCUGAAGCUCAACCCUGCUACUCUGUAUUACGACCUCAUGGAAAAAAACUGUUUCUUGUCCAGGCCAGACCCUUUCAACAUAGGACAUCCGGAAGUCGGCUUUGUGGAGCUGAUGAAUGGCAGCGACGCUGGCUUGCACACUGAACUGAGUGCCCACGUUGCAGCGAUCAACAUCUAUGAAGGGAUGUUCGCUGAGAAGCCGUUCAAUAGGGACGCUUGGGGAAAGUAUCGCUGUGAGUUUUCGGAAAUGGGAGGCAGCCAAGAUGAGGCAACUGUGGUGGAGAAGCUGUUGGGAGGGCCUCCCAAGGUCGACGUGCUUGUCAAAUGGCUGCACAAGUAA